AUGGACCCUCCUAGGAAACCAAUGUGGUCGACUCAUGACCCUGCUUGCAGUCACUGCCGCGUCAGGAAGAUUCGAUGCGGCCGAGAGCGGCCUCGCUGUACAAAUUGCCAGCGGGAUAAUGUGUCUUGCGACUUUUCAGACACCGGGAAGCGAGUCAAUCACAUGAAGCUACUUGUCAACAACUUUGGCGAGCUUGAGGAGCGGCUCACCACCAUCGAAAAAGGCGUCAACAAGCUCAUUGAGCUUUCACAGAGUCCACAGCGGUCUACGCCGCCUGAAGUCCUAUUGGCGAGCGGCCAGCUUUCUGAAAAAUUCCACAGACACUCAGAAACUGCAGGCAGGUACAUCAUCCAGAUCCAAGACGAUGGUACCGAAUACUACCGUGGGCCAUGCUCUCUGGAGUCACUGUGCUGUGAAUUUCGGACUUUUAUACAAGAACAUACUAAUGACCAGCGACCCCGUUAUGCGAUCCCAGCUGGUAGGCCCCUUAAUAACGAGUAUCCGGCGGUCGUCGACCACAUUGCUGCGGAACAGCAUCUUGAGCCAGGCACAUCUGAAGUUUUGCUAGGGCAUGCCUGCACACUCGCAAAGCGGAUGGGUCUCCAUCAACGCCUAAAGAGUCCCAGCGAUGGUACUCCUGCCGACUACGAAGAGCGCAUGAAGGUGUUUCGCUCGCUUUUCUUACGAGACAAAUCCCUAUGCAUCUCCCACAGCGCAAAUUGUUGGCUACCCAGCGCACAUUGUAGCAUGUACCUAGAUCUAGGCAAACGAUUGUCGGCGUCAAAGAUGGGUUCCAUGCGUUUGCACUUGGCAUUGCUACAGGAGGAAACUAGUACAAUUCUCAGUUCGAUGCAAGGACCAGAUUCUAAUUUACAUGGAAAUGCGACACUGAAGAAAUUAGAGAAAGCGUUUGAGGAAUGGUUAAAUGAGUAUGCUGAACUGAACGACCCGGGAUCUACAGUCUCAAUUGAUCUGGUCAUGGAUUUAUACGCGUGUCGCUUGGCGGCCCUACAGCACAGUUCCGAUUCCAACCACCAAACUACAUUGCUCUCGGAUGCUCGGACAAUCUGUCAUCUACUAUGCAAAAAAAUGGAAUUGUUGGAGAAAAUGGCGAUAAGCGAUAUUCAAGCGCUAGUGAAUCCAUCCACAGAUUCUAAGAAUCUGGUUGAAAACCCAUCAAAACAAGAAAUUGACAGGGUCAUCGAUCAAAGUGCAUAUCCAUCAUUUCCUCUCCGCAGCUUGGCCGAGAGCUUCUCUUGUGUCGGUUACUUCACAAUCGUUAAGUGUAUACUUUCGACGGAGUCAGAGGAAACGUGUCGAGGUGAUCUUCGUCUGCUCCAAUCAGUCUGUCAAAUAUUCAAAAAGAAUGAGUUAAAUACAUUGGAGGACAAUUAUACACAGAAAAUCCUCCGCACUUUCCAGGCACUACUUGCGAUCGUAUACAAUACCAAACCUGAGCUUUUCCAAGACCAACAACCAGACUUUUGCGAGGAUAUUUUCCUCAACAGUCUCGUCGGUCAAUCAGACAAUCCGACAAGUCACAGCAGCUCCAAGACUACUAUAUCAGAGUCGCCAUCACCAAAGAGCGGUUUUGCUAAAGACAACGUUCAACGGUAUCAGUCGGGUAUCUUCGACAUUGAAUCGCUUUCGGCUAGUAUGAGACAGAGCCCUUUCGAUCUUAACAUGCUAGAAUCCUUUAAUUUUGACGGAAAAAUGGACUUUCAAGACGAUACGAUGGCUCAGCUUGUUGCACCUCUAAACAAGGAGUCCGGAAAUAAACGACCGAGGUUAUCCACACCCGAGACGACAAUGCUACCUCUCACAUUCUCCUUCCCGACUGACUUGAACUCACCGCUGAUGACUGAGAUGCAGAACACCAUGCAAAUGUGGCAAUAA
Talaromyces amestolkiae is the source of this 1896-nucleotide messenger RNA. RefSeq lists its product as uncharacterized. NCBI's taxonomy places the organism in Eukaryota, Fungi, Ascomycota, Eurotiomycetes, Eurotiales, Trichocomaceae. Gene Ontology annotation, biological process: regulation of DNA-templated transcription. Gene Ontology annotation, molecular function: DNA-binding transcription factor activity, RNA polymerase II-specific; zinc ion binding. Bases 1 to 1896 code for a protein of 631 amino acids. The transcript has 4 exons. The record is from RefSeq and is a predicted model, not a curated record.